CAGCCGUACUGGAUAUUGGGAGCAUGCCUUGGCAGCAGCUAUUGCGCCCGGGUCGAAUGGUUGCAUCAAUCGACAGCUGCUGAAGCGACGGUCAUAGCCAGCCCGGGAAUGGUGCGGAGUCUCCGAGGGACUGGUAUAUAAUGUCCAUCAAAGUCCUCCCAAAUGAUCUUCACCAAGUUGCCAUUCACAGUCUCUUGUACUACAUCCACAGAUCAGCACUUUGCAUCAUCUUCCACCAGCAGCAUCCCAAGCUCCAAUCCAAAUCAUAUCAAAAUGAAGUGGCUCCUUGCUCUCGUUCCCUUUGUUGCCGCCGCCCCGGCCAACCUUCCCGGUAUUGAGUUUGGUGAUGCACCACCCGCAGGCCAGGUCACCAUCCGUGGUGUCACCUAUGGUGGAACUGGAUGCCCCCAGGGAACCAUGAGCAGCCAGAUCUCUGCUGACAGGACCACCGUCACCCUCAUCUUCGACUCGUACAUUGCCUCCAUCGGCCCCGGUGUUGCCGUCACCGAGCAGCGCAAGAACUGCCAGCUCAACGUCGACAUCCAGUACCCCGGUGGCUUCCAGUACUCCAUCCUCAGCGCCGAUUACCGCGGUUACGCCUCUCUGCAGAAGGGUGUCAGCGGUACGCUCAAGUCGACCUACUACUUCUCUGGCCAGACUGCUCAGUCCAGCACGGAAUACAACUUCGUCGGCCCCUUGACUGGCGACUACCUCAAGCACGACGAGGCCGACAGCACCUCCAUCGUCUGGUCUCCUUGCGGAGCUUCUGGUGCCUUGAACAUCAACUCUCAAGUCCGCCUCCAGUCCUCCAGCUCAAGCGCAACUGGUCUGCUCACCACCGACUCCACGGACCUCAAGUUCGCCCAAGUGGUGUACGUACAAUGGCAGAAGUGCAACAAAUAAGUAAGUGGACGCUGAUGGGUCUUGACCAGGGAGCGGGAUUACCAUAGGGCCAGCUUCAUCUCUGUCCGCAAAUGGGACGCCUUCAAUGUUGACGACCUGGUCUGGAGGAAGUGCCCGGAGGCAUGAGCUCGUCAUGGCCUCUAUGCAUACAUUUCUUUUUGUUCUUUGCUUCAGGGGGCCCCCAAAUUAUCCUGCUAGUUCUGACGAAAAUAAAUGUGCUUUGG
Messenger RNA from Aaosphaeria arxii CBS 175.79, 1127 nucleotides. RefSeq lists its product as uncharacterized. The transcript is spliced from 3 exons. Lineage: Eukaryota; Fungi; Ascomycota; Dothideomycetes; Pleosporales. The record is from RefSeq and is a predicted model, not a curated record. The coding region runs from base 274 to 903 and encodes 209 amino acids.